Messenger RNA from Linnemannia hyalina, 4641 nucleotides. NCBI's taxonomy places the organism in Eukaryota, Fungi, Mortierellomycota, Mortierellomycetes, Mortierellales, Mortierellaceae. The record is from the annotation of a GenBank genome assembly.
AUGCAGUCAGAGGUCUAUCUGUCCUCCCAUGGCCAGGCUGCAAGGACACUCGCCCUCAAACCUUGCGGCACCAACCGCCUCAACCCUUCCUCCCAGGGGAACAUCCUUUACUUCUCCCCUCACGACGAACACACCCAGACUGGUCUCCUCAAAGUCGCCGUCAGGCUCGAGCCCGCUGCCGACUUUCACCAGGGCUUCUACAGAAAAGUCCACUCCCGUCCCGUCUACGGCUGUCUCGGCCUCAUGCACCACGCCAACGACACGUUCAUUGCGCUGGUCACAGGAUGCACAAAGGUCGGAGACCUGCGCCUGGGCGAAUCUGUCUACAAGAUCAUUGCAGUCAAGUUCUUUUCUCUGACAGGGGAGACUCCGGACGAGGAUAUGAUCCCUGCACCCGCCAAUCCUGAGUAUACCAGUGAUACAGAGGGGCCAGGAACGCUUCAAUUGCAGGAAAAACAAAGCGCAGAGACCAACCAAAACUAUGACCAAAGCUAUCUUUGGAAUCACUUCAUGCUGUCCGAACUAUUGACCUUCCGGUCCCACCUCGACGAACAGGAGCGAGAAGAACUGGACAUUGGAGGCUUGUUGGUUCAUGUCAUUCAAGGAUACGUUGGAUGCCAGCCCUUCAGGACUGCGACGACACAGGGACAGAUUUCCGUGAUCUCGAGGCUCAGCUCACGGCGCGCAGGCACACGCUACAACACUCGCGGGAUUGAUGACAAUGGAGACGUAGCCAACUUUGUCGAGACCGAGACGAUAUUGUCAAACCCCGAGUGGUGUUUCGCUUAUACCCAGAUCCGCGGAAGUGUGCCAGUGUUUUGGGAGCAACAAGGAUUACAGCUGGCGAGCCACAAGAUUCAGCUUUCGAGAGGAAGCGAUGCGACAAAACCAGCAGUGAAAAGGCAUUUUGAGGAGCUGAUUCAGAAAUACGGGGACGUUCAUAUUGUCGACCUGUUGGGUAUCAAGGACCAAGGCGAGAUCACCCUCUCACAGGAAUACAGAGGGCAGGUUGAGGCUCUCAAGCCGAUUUUGAAGCACCUCCAUAUGACGCGGUUCGACUAUCAUUCCCAAGUCAAGGGCGGCAACUAUGAGCAAGUCCAGAACUUGCUGCAGCAUAUCCGCGGCGACUCAGAGCGCUAUGGAUACUUUUACCACGAUCUCCUCUCUAAUUCUAUCAUCCAGACUCAGCGCGGUGUUUUCCGUACUAACUGUCUCGACUGUUUGGAUCGCACGAACGUGAUUCAGAGCAGCUUGUCAAGAGAAGCGACCGAAUACUUGAUCCACAACCUUUUCCCUCAGGACAGCCGGUUCUCUAGUCUGAUGGCGAUCCACUCUCAACUCUGGGGCGACAAUGGCGACAUGCUGUCUAAGAUCUACACAGGCACAGGUGCACUCAAAUCGGAUGUCACUCGCUCGGGCAAAAUGUCCUUUGCGAGCAUGCUCGGCGACGCCACUAAAUCCAUCAACCGUUUCUACAUCAACAACUUCCAGGACAAGGAUCGUCAAGAAGUCAUUGACAUCCUCUUGGGAAAAAUGUCACAUCAAAGCCCGGUGACCAUCUACGACCCUGUUCACGACUCGAUCGCAUCGGAAGUGAAGGCGCGGUUAGGCGAAUAUUCGCAGAAGGUGCAAAUCGAUGUCUUUGUGGGAACCUACAACCUCAACGGAAAACCACCUUCUGAGGAGAACCUUGAGCCUUGGCUCUGUUUCGACAAAGAUGUACCGGAGCCUGACCUCUAUGUGAUUGGAUUCCAGGAGAUUGUAAAGCUUACGCCAAAGCAGAUCAUGGCUACGGAUGAAGGCAAGCGACGAGUUUGGGAGCAAGAGAUCGAGAGGACGAUUAACCGCCGAGGAGGAGCGCGCUAUGCCCAACUUCGCUCAGGACAGCUGGUCGGAGCAGCCUUGAUGAUCUAUGCAAAGGAGUCCAGCCUCCCUUUCAUCCGCAACGUGGAAUGUGCCAUUAAAAAGACAGGAAUGGGUGGAAUGGCAGGCAACAAAGGAGCUGUGGCCAUUAGGAUGAACUACUAUGAGACCGAGCUUUGCUUGGUGACAUCACAUCUUGCUUCCGGACAGGAAAAUCUCCAGGAGCGCAACAACGACUUUCAUACUAUCAACAACGGCCUCACUUUUGCAAGAGGUCGUAACAUUGCCAGCCACGAUAUUAUCCUUUGGUGCGGAGAUUUCAACUAUCGCGUCGAUAUGGAAAACGAUCAGAUCCGUGCGCUGGUCAGCCAGGGCAACUAUUUUGAGAUUUUCCGCUGUGACCAGUUGAAGCGCUCGAUCGAUUAUGGAGAGGCGUUCUAUGGAUACAAGGAGGGCAUCAUCGCAUUUGCACCCACCUAUCGUUAUGACAUUGGCACCAACAACUACGACACCAGUGAAAAGUACCGAGCACCUGCCUGGACUGAUCGCAUUCUUUACAAAGGAAGAGAUAUUUACCAAACGAGCUACGAUCGCGCAGAGUUCAGGACGUCCGAUCACAGACCUGUGAUGUCGAUGUUUGUGUUGGAGUUGACGAUGCUGGAUUCUCAGGCCAAGGAAAAGAUGGAGCAGACACUUUACCGUAACAGCUCCGUCAAGUCAGUGGUCAGCAAGGAACGGCAGCCCGCAGGAAAUGGGUUCACGCGUGAUGUUGAGCUCGGUGGUAAGCUGAUUGCGUCCAAUCAGUUCGGCAUGUCCUAUGACCGUGUUCCUCAAAGCACCGGCCAAAAGCCUAGCUCGGAGAGCCAUCAAUGGUGGAACGAUCCAUUGGAGGACACGGUCAGAAGGGUCCCCUCCAAUAAGAAGAACCCAUUCGAAGGAGACAAGACCAUUACCGACACCAACGGUACCAGCGCUAAGGCGGUGCCACCUAGACAAGGUGCCGGAUCUCCUACCCCGUCCUCUUUGGCAUCCAGACCAGCCCCAAGUCCACCUGCCAGGAAGCCUGCUGUCGAUCUCCUUGGAGAUAUCGACAGCAGCUCGCCUGUGUUGCCCGUCAUGUCUCCAACUGCAGGCAGAGGACCUGGCUCCAAUGGCACAGUGUCACCCUUGCCAUCGGUCAAAAAGUAUGCACCUCCACCACCCGCGAGCCGCCGAACAGGAUUGCCUACACUUUUGCCAGCUUCCUCCGUCAUUCACAAAGACGGUGCCUUCCGACGACCAGCUCCUCCGCCACCCAAGAAGUACGGUCUCCUUCGAGGCACUGAGGGAGACAAACAGGAUGCCACGGAGGAUGACGACGAAGAUGACGACGAAGAUGACGACGAAGAUGACGAUGACGACGACACUGACUCGCAUGUGGGUGCCAAUUCUGAGCCAGCUCUUGUCGACAUCCCUAGCAAUCCGGUAGUAUUUAAGCAGGACAAGACCAGGGAGAUCAAGGAAGAAAAGCAGCCGCAGAAGGAGGUUGUGAAGAAGGACGACAGCAAAGCAGACCGCCCCAGCCCGAAGUUGCGCGAAACCGAAACCCUUUUGAAGCCAUCUCAGCUCAAGAAUCAGCAGCCAGGGACAGCUGGAACCCCAUUCACCGGCAACAAGUCGACCCCUGUUCCGAACAAGAUAGCAGAGAAGAAUGCAGCAGAGAUUGGAAUCAUUCGGCCGGCACUGUCAAGUGUUUCGUCCAUCUCCUCCAACUCUUCGUCAACAGCAGCUUCACCGGUCUCCUUGGCCACGGUAGCAACCAACAAGUCCAAGGUGCUGUUGCCAGGUCUGGAUCCAAGGGGCAAAGGAGGCAGUGGCCGACACGCGGCGAUUGCGUCGAUGGGAUUGGGUCUUGGAUCUGCGGGUAUUGAGUCCCCUAGCAAAUCGGACUCUGGGCUAGAGAGCCCAAGUCUACCCAGCGUGCAACAGCGAACCAAGAACUACAACAAUAAGUCUGGCGAGUUUGAGUCUACUACGUCUUCCUCGACGGCGAUGACAGGUGGCGCCAAUGCAGGAUUGCCCGGCAAGGCCGCACCCAAGGUCAAGAGUGCAGUGACAGUGGUCAACAAGGAGGAAAAGUCAGAGGAGUCAGCUGCACCUCCCCCUUCGGUCUCUCAGCUGAAGAAGUCGUUUGGGCCUCCUGCUGUCAACACUUCCAGCAAACCUGUCGGUGGCGGUAUCUCGGGAUCUACCGGGGUCAAACUGGCAUCUGUUGGUUCUACGGCCCCUGUGGCACCAUCAGCCCAUACCCCUGGUGGUGACCGUCACGUCUUGCCUGUGAUCCCCACGGUCAAGCCGCUGUCGUUCGCUGGCUCUGCAGGAACCGCGCCAGCUACAAAGGCGGGACCAGCGGUGUCCUCUAUGGGUGUCGCCAAGGUCGGAGGUAGUCAUCAUCAUCAACAUGGAACUGCUGCCAACAAGGUCAAGAUGGCGGGGUUGGGGUCUGCCCAGUCCGGGUCUGUCCUUAAACCAUCUGGAGCUGAUCAGGAGCAACAAAAGUCAGUGUCAUCACCGGCCGCAGCAACAGCAGCUACGAUGAAGAGUGAAACGGGAGGAGCAAAAAAGAUUGUCAAAUCUGAAGGAUCGGUGGAGGAUGUGAAGCCUGCGAGUGGAUCUGUCAAGCAGGCGAUUGCGUCCCUCAAGGCGAAUACUGGAACCGGUGCUGAGGAUGGCGGGGUCGGCGGAGAAGAGGAAGGAGAUGAGAAGGUGGACGCGUUUGCGUUCUGGAAAAGCAAGUAG